This is a messenger RNA of Conger conger (European conger), 2978 nucleotides long. RefSeq names its product dual specificity protein phosphatase family protein. Bases 525 to 1082 code for a protein of 185 amino acids. The transcript is spliced from 3 exons. Gene Ontology annotation, molecular function: protein tyrosine/serine/threonine phosphatase activity; MAP kinase phosphatase activity. The record is from RefSeq and is a predicted model, not a curated record. Gene Ontology annotation, cellular component: cytoplasm. NCBI's taxonomy places the organism in Eukaryota, Metazoa, Chordata, Actinopteri, Anguilliformes, Congridae. Gene Ontology annotation, biological process: protein dephosphorylation; negative regulation of MAPK cascade.
CUGGUUGAUGCGUGACGUCAUUGUUACUUGCGUUGGAUCGUCGGGACACGGGAAACGACACAGGGAAGCGCGCGCAGUAAAGCAGUCGUGAGUUUGUCCCACCAAGUAUAGGCAAUGGCUUCGGGAAAGUGAAUGUCUUGUGUAAUUAAUUCGGUAAGGACUUUUACAAUAAAUUUUUAGAAAAUUGUUAGAACGGGGUCGUCGUACGCUCCUUUAUGAAGAAAUAUUUGGUGCAGAACAUAAUACAGUUGAGGCUAAAUUCUCUUGCAAGUUAAUUUUAAGAAGGCUGCAUCGGCGGAAUUCUCGGCUUGUGCAAGUUUUCGACGACAAGUUUUCCGUUAGCCUGCUAAAGGGGAAGGAAUACUGUAGCCUACACCCAGCCUGCGGGCUAAAUUAGGCGACCGGAAAGUGGCAUUAAAUAAACACCUGUUCGGAUGAAUCAUAGCGGGCGACGGAGAAGAAAGGAGCGACUGGAACAGAACUACGUCGCUUGCUCGCUGAUUCUGUUGUAAUCCGGAAUCGAGAUGACAGCCCCGCAAGGAAACCAACGCGAUUGCCUCGCAAUCAAAGAGCUGGAGAAUAUUUUGGAUACUUGCACGUUAGAACUGACUCCGGUAGACGAGGUGUGGACUAAUCUUUACAUUGGAAACGUGGCAAUAGCCCAGAACCGGAGCGCGCUACAGCGGCUCGGCAUCACCCACGUGCUGAAUGCUGCGCAUUCCAAGCAGGGCAGCAUCGGGGACCAGGAAUUCUAUGGGAAUUCUUUUGAGUACUACGGCAUUCCAGCGGAAGAUUCCUCUCAGUUUGACCUGAGCCUAUAUUUCAAACCCGCGGCUGACUUUAUCCACAAAGCACUGAAGAAGAAAGACUGUAAGGUGCUGGUGCACUGCAUCAUGGGAAUGAGUCGGUCCUCCACCCUGGUGCUGGCCUACCUCAUGCUGCGUCAGCGGCAGGGCCUCCGCAGCGCCCUUCAGAGGGUGGUCCAGAAACGGGCCAUCUACCCCAACGAGAACUUCCUGGCCCUGCUCCUGGACCUGGACCGGAACCUGAGAUGGAAAAGGAGGCUGUGUCCACUUCUGUGACAAGAGCAAUUCCUAAAUCACAAAUAAAGGCAUUCAUAUCCCUACUGUACAUAUACACACACACCUCUACUGUACAUACAAGCAUGUGAACACCAGUUUAAACCGAAGGUAUGGGAUCGUAUAGAGUUGUUUUGUACUAACACAACCUUAUUUCAGUGAAUAAGUAAUGUUUAUUUUCUGGCUGUUUAAGUAUCAUAAAGUGAAAUUAGUCAAAUAACGCAGAAUUUGAUAUUUAGCCACACACAAAGUCAGUCUAUAAAAGUUUGCUUGAUAUUGGAACAUACCCUUGGGAUUUAUUACCCUUGCUAAUUUCCUGGCAAACCAGUAGACACUUCCUGUGUUGCGUUAUUGGUUAUUAUUUAUUAUUACCAUAGAAAGUAUGUAUGUGUAUUGGGAAUUGAGAAAAGUACUUUGUAUUUUCACAUAUAUGUUUCAAUGAAGUUCCAUAUGUUGAUUAGGUCUAUUUUUAUAGUCUAUUUGUAUAGUGCAUUUGUUAUUGAAACCAUGUAUAUUACACACUUGCACAGACCAAGUCAAUGCAUCACUCUGACUAAGCCCGGUUCCAUUGGAAAUCUAUAAUGUUAUGUCCCCAUAAACACAAACAGAUUCUCAGAUAAGUCCAAUUAUAAACGCGGUUUGUUAAAACGAGGCCACAGCAGUUAGGAACGCAGCACAAAUGUGGAAAUUGAGCACAGACGAUACUGCAGUUAUUUAAGUGGAGAAAUUAGGUUUCUGUGGUAUAAAUAUUUAAUUUGCUGGAACUUGUCCUCCGGCGGCGCGAUGCUUAAUAUAACCGUGAUGGAAUGCAGGCGUGUCGGAGUCGGGAUAUUAAAAUAGACCAGGCCUGGAGCGGACUGAACCGCGGUAUGUUCCGCUCACUGCGAUCAUCACAUCACACACUCCUGUUCCCGCCACACACUCCCGUUCCUGUUCCCGGCACACAAAAAUGAAACAAAAAAAGUUGGCUGCAAUAUUUGCUGCAAUUCCUACUUGUACACCAACAGAGGUCAUUGCUACCAAGCAACCACUUGUCUCGCUGUGUCCAAUAUUCGGGACUUACCAUGAAUAUGAAUUUACUGAUUAACGUAGGGCUUAAUCCAUGGUAAUUAUAGCCGUGGAACAGUGUUUGAAAGCUACAGCAAGACAUUCAUAGUCCAGAAGUUCAAAUCAAAUCAAAAGCAAUUUUAGAAUUUGGUAGAGUGACUGAAAUAAAGUUUGAUGAAAAAAUAAGAAUGAUCGUUGUUUGUUUAUAAAUAUGUAUAUAGCUCAUACGAAGCACUACACGCUAGGCUACGUUUCACCAAUCUACAGAAAUGUUUCUGAAUUGGCAUAUGUGAGAUGCAACUGACAAGAAUUUAGGUCACAAGGCCAAGGGACACGGAUGUUGCCAAAUCAAUGAAAUAAACAAAACAAAUCCAAGCUAGAACCAGUCAGUUAGGCCGACAACCAAAAGCCGAUCUGACUAUUUUAACAAAACAUAAAUUACACUGUUGGCAACCACCCCUGCUACCGGCACUAUGCACACACGCCGGUGCCUUCAGUUCGGGGUUCACACACAUACACAAGUUGUAGAUGAGCGCAAUGAGAGAGUAAGCGGCCGCAAACACCGCUUUUAUGUAGCGGAGGAGGGCUGCUAUUGGUAGAGGCUGACCAGGAUAAUGAUGAUUGACAGGAGUGACAGCGAAUGGAAUGGUGAUUGGCCACCUGCAGAGCAAAAACGGUGGGAAAAACAGGGAACACAAGUCACAGCAACGUGGAAGGUAGCAUCCUAAUAUUCUUCAUUAACCUCUUCACUGAGCCUGUGAAGCCCCUCAACCUAGUAAGAGCCGUCUGUACGUCUCCUGCGAGGCUGUUGCGACUCAAAACCCCUCAUUCCUCAACACUUACAGCUAUAAA